Solanum dulcamara is the source of this 585-nucleotide messenger RNA. RefSeq lists its product as uncharacterized. Gene Ontology annotation, cellular component: nucleus. The transcript is spliced from 3 exons. The record is from RefSeq and is a predicted model, not a curated record. NCBI's taxonomy places the organism in Eukaryota, Viridiplantae, Streptophyta, Magnoliopsida, Solanales, Solanaceae. The coding region runs from base 1 to 585 and encodes 194 amino acids. Gene Ontology annotation, biological process: chromatin remodeling.
AUGACCACCAGCGACCCAUGGGACCAGCAUACUCUGACGAAGCUCAGUGAAGGCAGAUCUGUAGAGAUUUAUCCAGAUCUGGUCAGAUCCGGCGUUGUACAGUGUUUUCCGGGGAGAACUUUUCGGGAAACUUUCAGAAUUUUUGCUACAUUCUCUCCGGGCCAGUUCAUAUCAUUUUUAGUGGCUUUGGUUACAGAUGAUGGAUUGGGGUCAUGUCCUCAAUUGGGGUUGAAGACGAGGGGAAAUAGUGGUAAAAAAGAGACGAGUUUUCGCUUUGGUUUUGGAGAAAGGAAUGACAGCGGGGUAUCUCUCUUGGAGUUUGCUAAAACUUUUGAGUUGGUCAUUGCUAACUCGUGUUUUCUAAAGAGGGAUAAUCAUUUGGUCACCUUUAGUAGCACGGUAGCUAGGACUCAGAUUGACUACUUACUCUUCCGGAAGGGUGAUAGAGGCCUUUGUGAUUGUAAGGUUAUUCCGAGGGAAAAUAUUACUACGCAACAUAAGCUUUUGGUGAUGAACUUGGAGAUUAAGAGGGAUAUGAAAAGGAAGUCCCUUUAUGACCGAUCGAGGAUUAGAUGGGGGGACUAA